Rhipicephalus sanguineus (brown dog tick) is the source of this 3180-nucleotide messenger RNA. RefSeq lists its product as uncharacterized. The record is from RefSeq and is a predicted model, not a curated record. Bases 1 to 3180 code for a protein of 1059 amino acids. Lineage: Eukaryota; Metazoa; Arthropoda; Arachnida; Ixodida; Ixodidae. The transcript has a single exon.
AUGGCGAACUCGGACCAGCUGCGCAAGAAGCGUGGUGCCAUAAGGGCUGGCGUCACGAGAGCGCUCACGCUUUUAACGGACCUGCUGCAGCAACAGGAUCCUGACGCCUCUCAGAUUAGCGGCCACAUGGAUUACCUCAAGGACAGGGAGGAAGCACUGUCGCAGCUCGACGACGUCAUCCUUGCGACCACAGACGAACAGAACCUCGACCAGGAAGUAGGAACGGCGCAGGAAUACAACGAAAACAUUCUGUACGCAGUAUCACGCGCCAAGUUCUGGCUUCAAGAACGUGAGAGGAAUGCCGGUACUCAGGCUCGAGCAACUGAACCCGGGCCUAGCUACCUCGGAUCUCCGAACUCCGGCGACGCAACAGGCCAGGUGAGAGAGUACCGUCAGCGUUCAGUUCAACUACCGAAGCUACAGAUACCGACUUUCGAUGGUAGUCUGCGUGGAUGGCAGUCUUUUUGGGACCAUUUCGACGCCACCAUCCACACGAACGCUGAGCUACCGCGGAUUGAAAAGUUCAAGUACCUCCUCACCUACUUAACCGGCAGCGCGAAGCGGGCUAUCGAAGGCAUCCGCUUAGCCGAACAAAACUAUGACCUUGCGAUCAAGACGCUCACGGACCGCUUCGGACGCCGGGAUCUGCUCUUGAACGAACAUAUCGAUCAUCUUCUCGCGCUAAGCCCAGUGAAAUGCUCAUCAGAGGUCCAGAAGCUUCGUCUGCUGCACGACAAUGUCCAAUUUCACGUCAGCACCUUAGAAUGGCUUGGAGUUUCGCCAGACCAGUACACCGUGGUGUUAAACCGUGUCCUGAUGCGAUGUCUGCCAGAGGAUCUCGCCAUCAUGUACAGGCAGAAGACCAAGGAAACAAACUGCGCACCCAGUAUCGCCGAAACUCCUGAAGACAGAACGCGGCUAGCCAAGGAUAUGCUAACCUUCCUCCGCAUCCAAGUGGAAAUCCGGGAGGAAGGCCGGCAGCUGUCGCGUCGUGCACUGCAAGACGAACCCAGGACCCACAUGCCUGAAGAAAUUUAUGGCGCGGAACCUAUACCAUCAGCGUCAGCUCUAACCGGGUCCACCUUGCCUGUCAGACCAGCGUGUCCGCUAUGCCAAAGCAAGGAUCAUACGAUCGCUUUGUGCAACGCUAACUUAUCGGCUGAGGAGAAGCGUGCAAGGCUGCAGUACGCUAAUUGCUGCUUCCGCUGCGGAACACGCAAUCACAUCGAUAGAUUGUGCAGAAAAUCCAUCAACCUCAGGUGUGGUACCUGCCAUCGACGCCACCUGACGAUUCUCUGUGAAUUAUCGAGGCCAGCAGAAGACCUUCAAACAAGCAGUGGAUUCCCGGCAUUUCAUGAACCACCGCCCCAACCAAUGCGAAACGUCACAACCGUCCAGAGUAGUCCCGUCGAAUCUACGCCUGUAUUGUUGCAGACAGGCCGAGUUUGGGCAGAGUCUGGAGACCGACGACUACUCGUGCGGAUACUGCUGGACAGCGGCAGUGAGCGCACAUACAUUCGUGCAGACGUGGCAAAGAUACUUACGUGCUCGGUCGUAGGAAAAGAAGAGCUCUCCAUCGUCACAUUUGGUGGCUCCAAGUUACGAAGACGAAUUUCUGCAGAGCGUGUCAAUGUGCGACUCCGCAGCCAGUUCGGCGCCUCGCCAGUAACUCUGGAAGCCUUAACGAUUCCUGAAAUCUGUUCUGUAACAAGCCCACCGCUCAACCCCAACAUUUUGCACCUGCUCGGUGAACGGGAGUACAACGUGGCCGACAGCCUUCAACCAACCACAUGGCAACCAGAAGAAAUAAGUGUCCUCAUCGGGUCCGACGCCUAUUGGCAAGUUACCACAGGGAAAAUUGAUCGCAUCAACGAGAGGCUAACAGCGAUCGGCACCACCUUUGGAUGGAUGGUGCAAGGCCCUAUUCAGUCCGACAUCCACUUCGCAUCAAGUGCACUGCUCGUCUCGAGCAGUAAUUCUUCUGCAGUGGACCUCGAUGUACCUUCGAUGUGGUGUCUUGAUAACAUCGGGAUAGAUGGAGCGCAUUCACGAACCUUAGAGGGCAGCCACCACAUGUUUGGAUCGGAGCUAGGCAUUUCCAAGCGCAACAAGAAUCAUCCAGUUGACAACGCCGUCACCAGCGGCAAGAAGGUGGAAGAGGGGGAGACGGCAGGCGAGCAUGUCGACGCUCAUCUUGGCCGCGCGCGUCGUCGUCACUGGUGGCAGAAUGGGGGUGACGCCGCACUUGCGCAACUUGUCUCAGAUCGGCUACUUUAUGUGCGAGCACCACGACGAGGAUCGCAUCUUGGAAAUUUUACACGCCGAGUACAUCGUCAUCAAGCACGUAAAGAACGCCCUGCACGCCAUAAGAGUCGGUCCCAAGGACGGAAAGGGGUGCGACAGCCGCAAAUCAAUGACCGCAGUGAAGAAGCACUGCCGAAAGCAAAGCAAGCGGCGCGCAGGAAUUCGUGCGCUGUCUACCGAUUGCGAAAGUCCGCCCAAGAGCGUUUCGACCGCACAACACAGAUGGAACGCAAGCAUGGAGUUCAUGAAUGCAAGGGGCGUAAGAGUUCCUUCGAUGGCAACGUCAACGCAAUGGAGGACAACUUGGCGCAAGACAAUGACCUGGACCACGUGCCUCUCUUUGAGCUUCUGCCAAUCAGCGGAGAGGACACGUCCGUGGUUUCGCUGGAUGAAUCAAAUGAGGCUUCUAAGCUUCUCGUUUCAACACUAGGACUGGAAGGGACGUGCAUGGAACCUUCGCAACAAUCAUUCCCGAAAACUACGGAAAGUAUCAGCCAACGAAAGCGAAUGCCCUUAGAGGAACUGGAAUCUGUGGAAAAAAUGUUCGACUCAGCGAACCAACCGUUCCAUAUAUUACCCAAGCUAACAGAACCAGGGAACUGCCAAGUACUUCCCAACAAGAACUGCGAGAUUGGCAUGGACACGAACGCCGUCCACGUUUACGAGAGAAAUGAGAAUGCGGUUGCUGAGAAGGCCAUGAACUCCACAUACGUCAGCCUGCCGCAGUUAAUCAACGACGUCAACAACAUAGGCCUCAUGAUCACGGACAGACCGCUUAAAUCGUCCCGCUACCACUGGCUCAGUUGGAAGAGCAUUAGACCACGAAGAGGUCUAGAGAGCAAGCUCGACGAGCUCCAGCAAUUGAACCCGUCCUAA